This is a messenger RNA of Procambarus clarkii (red swamp crayfish), 2187 nucleotides long. Its product is annotated as collagen alpha-1(III) chain-like. Lineage: Eukaryota; Metazoa; Arthropoda; Malacostraca; Decapoda; Cambaridae. The record is from RefSeq and is a predicted model, not a curated record.
CAAUCAACGCAACUCACUCGACACCUUAUUCAGGAAGAUGGUGGCGCUGAGAGCGUUGCUGCUGGUGCUGCUGCUGGUAAUGGCAGCAGUGACACAUGUGCAGGGCGGCAAGAGAGACUGUGAGGCGGCUGGCGGGAGCUGUGUUCCCGCCAAAACCUGUGACGUCACCCCUUCUGAACAUGGCUGCCAGGAGCAAGAUGCAGUCUGCUGCAUUAAUACUCCAACACAAGAGAAUACUGAACAAAAGAAACACAGAACCUUCAGAAACAAAAAGGCUAAAAGGAUAAGGAAGCAAGACAAGCUAAAUAAGAAAAAGAGAAUUAGCAAGAAAGCAUACCGGCUGAAGGAGCCCAAAGAUAAAGUGAGGAAGCUGAGAGCUGGUCGCCAUGACACCAGAGAUGAAGGUGACGACAGAGACGGAUAUGGAGAAGGAGGCAACGCUUGCAAGGAGAUGGGCGGACAGUGUCACCCCAAGAAAUACAAGUGUAAGAAGAUUAAAGCCAAGGGAUGUGCAAGAGGAGAAAAAUGCUGUGAAGGAACCCAUGGUGGACCAGAACACCAUGGUGGUAUGAUGGGUCCCCCUGGUCACCCAGGUCGCCCUGGAGCUGUUGGAAAACCAGGUCCUCCCGGUCCUGCAGGGCCGGUAGGUCCUUCAGGGCCGGUAGGUCCCUCAGGUCCCCAAGGUCCUCCCGGAAAAGGCGGAAUACCUGGCACAAACGGUACUAACGGUAUAAAUGGUGUUCCUGGCAUAAACGGUACUCAAGGCAAGGCUGGCUCUCCUGGAGUGGCCGGUCCUCCAGGCAAAGAUGGCGCUCCUGGUAUGGUCGGUCCUCCAGGCAUGAACGGUUCAGCAGGAAAGAAUGGCAUUCCGGGCAAGGACGGUGCUAAUGGCACAAACGGUGCACCCGGUAUGGACGGUGCUCCAGGCUUGCCCGGUCAUCCAGGCAGGAGGGGAGAGCCAGGCACCAACGGUAUUCCAGGUACUAAUGGUUCUAACGGCAAAGACGGUGUUCCAGGUAUUAAUGGCGUUAAUGGUACUAACGGUAAAGACGGUGCUACAGGAGCUCAAGGGAUUCGAGGUCUCCCAGGUCUUCCAGGUCCUCCAGGAGUCAAUGGCAUUAACGGUGCUAACGGAGCACCAGGUUUUAAUGGUACUAAUGGUCUACCAGGUUCUCAAGGUCCUCCAGGAUCUAUAGGUGCAUCAGGACCUCCUGGACCAGCAGGACCUGCAGGACCACCAGGAGCCACAGGGUCACAGGGAGCUGUAGGUCCUGUAGGCCCAGCAGGACCUGCAGGAGCAAAUGGAACAAAUGGUGCACCUGGACCACCAGGAGCACAAGGAGCUACUGGAGUUCCGGGACCACCAGGUGCUACUGGAGCUCCAGGAGCAGAAGGAGCAACUGGUGCUAUAGGUCCAAGUGGACCUCAAGGAGUAAGUGGGCCUCCAGGUCCUCCAGGGCCUCCAGGAGCUACUGGUGUUGCAGGACCACCUGGGUCUCCAGGACCUCCUGGUCCCCCAGGUUCAUCAAAUCCUCCUGGAAACUCAGGAGGAGGUAAGAAGUAAAAGUUGUCCACAGUCUACAAGCCAAAGUAUUGCAGCUAAGGUGAUUGGACUGUUGAAGAAAAGUGGAACUGGAAUAUCCAUUAGGUAAACUGAUUAUGUAUAUGGAUGAACACCUACAGCCAGAACAACUGAGGUGUAUGGAUCAAUACCCACAGCCAGCACUACAGAAAGGUACAUGGAUCAACUCCCAGUCAGGCCUACAUGCGUAGAGGUGAAUGGCUCCACAACCUGUAACUCGUUACUAAGCAAUGAGAACCAACGCACUGCAUGCUGUAUACUACAGUUGAGUUCUCUAUAUUUUUUCUGAUGGUUCUUGUUGUCUGGUUGUUCCACAGGUAAUUUAUUUCAAAGUUGUUAUUCUAUUUGCUUUAUCAGCUGACUCAUACAGAAGUGAAAAUGUCUCUUCACCAAAAUUGUCAUCAGUUAUUGUAUUAGUUAUAUGUCAUCAAUUAUUGUAUUAGCUGAGUUAUCAACCGCUAUGUUUGGCGACGCAAAUGUACCCAAAUGUUGUUAUUUAUACUAUUUAUUAAGUAUAUUAUUGCAUAAAAAAUUAAAAUGGCUUCUUUCUGUGGAACUUCAUGAUUGGCUGUAAUAUUUUUUUUUUAAAUAUAAUUUGCAUAUUA